Molecule: messenger RNA, 4734 nt
Organism: Pocillopora damicornis (cauliflower coral)
Lineage: Eukaryota; Metazoa; Cnidaria; Anthozoa; Scleractinia; Pocilloporidae
Product: mediator of RNA polymerase II transcription subunit 14
Biological process (GO): regulation of transcription by RNA polymerase II
Cellular component (GO): mediator complex; core mediator complex
Molecular function (GO): transcription coregulator activity
Source: RefSeq, a predicted model, not a curated record
GAGCAUAGGCAUACGCGCAAACAUGGCGCCUAUGGAAGUCUCUGCCAACAGUGGCACAAAAAUCAAUCUUUCUAUGUUGGUUGAUUUCCUUCUACAGAAGACUUAUCAUGAUCUAACAGUGCUGUCAGAACUGUUACCAAGGAAAUCUGAUAUAGAGAGAAAAAUUGAAAUUGUGCAGUUUGCCAGUAAAACACGCCAGCAGUUUGUGCGUCUGCUUGCUUUAGUGAAAUGGGCAGCAAGUGCCGAAAGGGUCGACAAAUGCCAGGCAAUCUCAACUAUUUUGGACAAACAGUCUAUGCUGUUUGUAGACACUGCAGACAUGCUGGCAAGAAUGUCCAGAGAAACUCUUGUAAAAGCAAGACUGCCCACCUUCUGUUUGCCAGCCGCAGUGGAUGUCCUGACUGGGGGGACAUAUCCUCGUCUUCCAACAUGUAUUAGGGAUAAAAUUGUACCUCCAGACCCUAUAACUGCUGUUGAAAAGACAAAAACACUGCAAAGACUAAAUCAAGUCAUUCAACACAGACUGGUGACUUCUAAACUACCACCUGAGAUGGGUCAGAUGAUCAUUGCUGAUGGGAGAGUAAAGUUCAGAGUGGAACAUGAAUUUGAGGUGAUGUUAACUCUCAUGGGUGAUGACUCUUCAAUCCCUUGGAGGGUUUUAUCGAUUGACUUUUUGGUUCAAGAUAUGGAAACUGGUGAUGGGAAGUCACUUGUUCAUGUCCUUCAGGCCCAAUAUAUUCAUCAGCUUGUGCAGUCAAGACUGUUUGCAGAGGAAAAUCCACUAGUUGACUUGUACAAAUGUUUACAUUCAUUUUGUCUCUCUCUUCAGUUGCAAGUUCUUCACUUUCAGGCAAAACAGUUGAUAGUUGAGCGAUGGGGAGACAAUGUUCGUAUAGAGGAGUAUGCCAUUGGCAAAAAGCUUGUUGUAUCAUAUUGGAGAAAUAAAGGUUCAGUUCAACAAGGUCAGAAAACAGGUCAUAAAAUAAGUAUAUGUGGGGAUGCUAUUGAUGAACCAAGCAGCCUCUGUGUCCAACACUCACCAGCUCUUCCCUUUGAGUUUAAUCAGGAUUGCAUCUCUAAAGUCACUCCCGGUGACCUGUACAUAGAAAAGCUCCUGACACUUACUAUAAAAGCUCAGUCAAACGUGAAGCUUAAGGGAUUACUUCAGAUGUUGACACAGGAUUCAUCCUUGAAGUCCAGAGUCACACUAGAUGACUUUUGCCCAAGUCUUGUGAUACAAGUUAUGCCUAACUCCACCCCUGCAGAGAUUCUAAUUGUCACGGUUGGAAAGAGGAACGGGAUUUUUCAAGUGUCACUGGGUAAUGGGGAAGAUAACGCUGUCUGUACAGAGCUUGAAAACACAUUGAACGCAAAUUUGGAUCAAUUUAUUACUGUGUUAAGAGAUGCAAGAUGUCAGCUGUAUGUGCAGAGAUACCUGAAAUCCACAGUUCAUCUUCCCGUCACUGUCUCCUUGUCUUUACCGGUAGUGAAUUUAGCAGAUCACAAAUUGUCCCAGCUCAGCAAACAUAAACUUUACAUCCAGUUCCGCCGCCAUCCGUCUUACUGUCUGGUGGUCGAAGUACUUUGUAACAAAGAUUCGGAAGAAGCCACCACAAAGUAUCAUCUCUUAAAAGUGAAACCUACGUUUGGCGAUGAAGCAAAUGAGGCGAGCGCAUCAACUGACACAGGCAGUGGAGAUCAAAAACCCAAACGAGUUGAGGUCAAGAAAGAGGGAAGAAAGAGCCAAGAUCGAACAAGACAAAGCUGCGAUGGAACAAGGAAUGCUAUAGCAGAAAAUAACAAGAGAAGACACGCAAUCUUUUUGAUUGCUGGUCACAUGGUCACCUUGAAUGCCCCAAAAAUGACGGAUUACGCUGGGACACCGCUUGAAGGUGUUCUUUCCAGCCGUAAAGACGAUGAAGGAAAAAAACGAAAGCUCGACUCUUCAGAGGAAGAACUCCAUGGUAAAAAGAAACAGAAGAACUUAAAAGAUGUUUUAGAAGAAGGAAGAAAUAACUCUACUUAUCAACCGACAAUGGGUCAUGUGGUUGCUAUUUGUCACGCAAGAAUACCAUUCAUUCAGCUCCGCGAGGAGCUGAGCCGACACAAGAUUAUCGACCAAGACCUGACGUCAGAGGCUGGAGUCGGGUUAGCUGUCCGAUUGUCUAACCUACCCCUCCCUAGAGACUGUGACGCGUCAUUGGUUCCAGCCCCACAGCCAAGUGUCUUGGAGUGCGUGCUGAGACUUCCUGAUGAGUCACAAGGAACCUGUCUCCUGGAAAUGAUUAUGGAUAAUUGUCCACUAGAGGGACUGUCAGCGAACGAAAAGGGCCCCACCCGGCAUGUGUUGUUUGAAUAUAAAAUUCAGGAGGGGAAGGCUCACAACGUCAAUAACAACAAGGGUGGGGAAGGUGACAAUGAUUGGGCAAAACUUGUGGUUGGAAAGCUUUUGAAUGAUUGGUAUAGUGUUUGCAAAUUGUACCGACAUGCCGUGGAACUGGAUACUUUUCUUAAAGAUUCACAAAGCCAUUCUCGCCAUAUGUGCCGUGUUUAUUCUUACGACUACAAACAGCUGACACUACAGUACGACCCUGAUAAACAAAGCUUGGUGACUUUCGAAUGGUCUGUGGAGCAGUCUCAGUUUGUUUUGACAUUGGGGUAUUGCGGCUCAAGUCUGAGUGCAAAUCCACAGAGUUACACCGCCAGGCAUCUACAACAAGAGUUCAACAAUCAUCAGAAUCUGCCGUAUAUUAUACAGAUUCUUCACGAAACGUUUCGACCACUCUCGGCCCUAGCAAAACUCAGUAGUAAUCCAGUUCUUGGUAUACAGGUCUAUCGACCUCUCACACCCUUGAGGAAGUUUACCGUUCUCCCCCAGUCUUCCUCACAUGUGCUGCUCGUCUACAGAAACAGUAACGCUCUGGAAAUUCGUUUUCAAGCGAAGAAUCUUGUUGCCAUAAGAGAUGCCUUCUACAGUGUGGUGGAUCCAAGUAAGGGCAGAGGAUUUUUUCUGCCAAUCCCAAAUUUGAAGAUCUUUCUUCAAAUGUACAUAGACGAUGUUGCCAAGACCGGAGGAAUCACUUCCCGUAAUACUUCAACCGCAGACGACGAGGCCCCUCCCUCGCCUAUUACCAUGGAAACGGACGCACCUGUGAUUGAAGCACAGUUUACGUCACCACAGCCGGUGCCUGGCACCGCAAAUCUUACCGCAUCACCCAUGAUCCCUCGCACCUCGCCCCAAGCCCCUGCUGCCUCGGUCAAUGUGCCAUCGCCAUUUUCUGCGUCGCCGAAUGUUCAUAGUCCGGGUAAUAUCUAUGGUGUUGGUUCUCCAGCUGCUCAGCUCUCGGCUCUUCUACAGCCUUCGCCGGCAGCACCUCAAAGCUUAGCCCCGUCUCCUGCCGGCUCUCUCGGUCUUCCAGUGCUGUCUCCGGCUACCAGUCACCAGUUUGUCACUCCGUCAUUAGGCGGCUCUUCUCCAGCUCUCUCUCAUUCCAUCCCUGUUACGUCACCAGGGUCGUGGCCCAUGUCUCCACAGUACACUGGUAGCGGCCAGGGUUCCAAGUACAGGCCCUCUCCAACUCCUCAACCAAUGCAAUCAGGGAGUGGAUUAAAGCAACCAACCACUCCACCUCGACCGCUGACUGCAAGAACGUGGGCUGCUACUGUUCCAACAAUACUGUCUCAUAAAGCGUUGAUCAAAUUGUGUACCCCAGUCCCCGUGCCUUGCUCGGUGAGGCACGGCCCAUCGGUCAUGGUAUCUCCGUUGGAGCGGUUCCUGUGCUGCAUGCAUUUAAAACGGCAUUUAACGCGGUGCAUCCAAGAUGAAUUGUCCACCAAACUAUCUUUACAAAGGAAUGAACUACCGAACAGUUCGGCGUUCAAAACAACCCAACCAACGACAAACCUGCAGUACUUUGUCAGUACUGAUCCAUCAUACACUGCGCUGCGACUCAGUGCCAAGCCUCUACCCGGUCAAGCAGAAUUUUCCUGGAAAGAUGAACUAAGUACUCUUGAGAGAUUCUUUGAAACAAGGGUGGCCUGUCCUCCUUACAAGACCAGUGCUUUAACAGCGUUCGCUCGAAUUCUGUGCGCUCCAGCCAACAUACUCCGAGACUGUAUCAAGAUUAUGAAAUUGGAACUGAAUCAUGAUCCAAACGUGUUGAAAUGGCGCGUAGAAUGGUGCCUCAGUAUACCCCCCAACGGACCUGAGAUUGCGCCUCCCGGAACCCCAGCAGUGGUCCUGAAAGGGAAAAUGUUGUUCUUUAUACAACUUAGCAGGCCUAUCCCGUCAUCCCCAACAGGCGAAGAGCAAAUAGUUACAGUUCCCAUUCUCCACGACAUACAGAACAACACGACCCAGCAGGCUGAGAUGCCGUCGCGUCCAGCUCUUUCCGCCGGCUCGGUCAUGAGUUCCAAUCAUGCUGCCAUUGUGAAUUCAACCUUGAGGCGGUGGAACGAAAUAACACCAAGAACAGGUGAAUGUACCAUAUUUUCAGCGGUGUUUGAGCUCGCCCGGAACCUUGAUAUUCCUCUGUAGACAACAAUUAUUUAUUGGACGAUAAAACAUUGUACAAUUUUUAUCCCGUAAAAAAACUGACAAAGUCAAAAACUUUAACACUAUGGAUUGAAAACAUGAUAUUGAAGCUCUCUGUUGUAGGAUUAAACCUCGGCUCAACUCUUGUGGACUGUAUGUAUCUGUUUUCCUUGAGCAAAUAUAUCAUUCUCCCUGCGAAA